GGCAGCAGCAGGACCCGGCCCCGGCCCCGCCGCCGGUGCUCGGCCAUGUGGCGGGCGCCCAGCUCCGCGCUGCGGGUGGCCCUGCCGCUGCUGGGCGCCGCCGUCUCGCUGUGCGCAGAAAUAGGUCAGCUGGGAUUUACGGGCACUGCCCGGCGCGGAGCUGGUCCCGGCCGGCCGUUGCGGUUCCACACCCGUUGGGGUUUAUCGGCGACCCCGGCAGAUCCCGGCGGGGGUUCGGCCCGCACCCCCCGCUCGCAGGCAGCCGCUCGGGCCGAGCCGGGCGGUCGUGGCGGGGCCCCUCGCACCGCGGGGGGGGCCCAGGCUCGGAGCUGGGGGCUGCGGGUUCUUCUCCCGCACGGCAGGUGGUACGAAACGCUCGUUCUCCUCCAUCUCUUCUCUACGAACUAAACCUGUGCUUUCAAAUAACACUCCGUGAACCAGCGGCUAUCUUUAAGGUGAAGUAAGGCGCUGUACACUAGAUCAGUUUAACAUUUUUCUAUUAGGUUUACUCCAAUCUACUGUUCUCUGGGUGUUUUCACCGCAGGAGUUUCUCGGUGUGAUGCUCGUUACGCUCUCGCAGCGAGGGGUGGGCACAGCCCCAAGCUGAAAGGAAGGACUGUGCCCACUCCCACGGCAAAGUGCUCCUGCAAUCCCUCCUGUUGGAGAAGGAGGAGUAGCAGAGCUCAGCUGUUGAUGCUCGGAGCACUUCUGUAUAGUAUCGUACAUCUGGUAAAUCCUUGUUACCUUCAAGGGGGGGAAAACCUGAUUUCUCUGAGCUCUUCUCCUUGUUUGUCUAGGUUUUGCUAUUUAAGUUUGGAAGCGAACCACAGAAAUAGGCAACCCCGUGCUACUCUCCUUUUCCUCGGUAUGCUUGAACUGAAGCAUCACCCACGCUGUGGCUAUUACCAGUUCUCUCUGGAGACCGAUACACCAACUCACGUCAUCGGCUUUGAUUUGCAUUUAUGUAAAACAGUCUUGCGUUGCUUUGUUCUCUUAAGUUGCAAUAGCAUUGUCCUCUCUUUUUCUUACCCCGUCAGCUCUCUUUUCAGAGCCUGGAUCAGGAACGGUGUGCGUGCGUAUGGUCCAGGGUGAGCACACGUCCUCUUCACCCUUGCGGCUCUUUAGAGGGGGCACCAAGGGGAGUUGCACGUACCUAGAAAGGGUCUUCAGGUCUCGAUUGCUGUUUAGUGUCAAGUAUUUAGCUGUGCGACUGCCUAAUCAACGCUACAUCUGUCAUACUCCACCACAAACCUGUCCGAUCAAGAUACACGACUAAGCAUGCUCUGGUAAACUUUCCCCCCCCGUUCUCUCUCACGCGAGUUUGAAGAUGCUGUGCUGGGCAGUGGAGGUCUCCUGAGGAACUUCUGUUGUGCCUCAGUAUUCAGGAAUAUUGAUAGGAUUAAGAGGAAAAGUAUUUUGCUGCCCACGUGGUGAACAGUCCUACUGUUUCCUAUCUGUUCUCCUCACGUGGGCUUCUCAAAAUUGCUUCUCCCCCCGCCCCGGCCCCACCACCUUUGUUCUAUGUCACCUUCGUCUGUGUUGAAUUAAAAGCUUUGCAUACUCUUCCAUACUCUUCACGGCGUUACUUCAGGGGAGCAAAGAGUACUGUGCACGUUUCUAAAGAAACAGGAGCCGAGGGUGUGGACUGCAGUAAGGAAACGUGUUGCUGUACGUGAUGGUGGCACGCGAGCCUCUCGUAGCGCUCACCGCUGAAUUGUGCUUUGUAUUUCUUAAGAGAGCCUUUAGACGCAUUCUAAGUUUGUGAGAGUUUGUUUCCCACUUAAACGCAUUUUAAUCCUCCAAAAAGCAGCCCACAGAAGCCCUAAGUUCUCUCUGAUGCGCGGCAAAGAUGCCUGCCUGUACGGUAAAACAAGGCGCGGUGAGGUGGCAUGUGUGGAUCUCCACCGUAACGGGGGGAGUACCGCUGGCUCGUGUAGUGAGGGCAGAGUGGAGAGCACACACACGAGCAGCCGCCGCUCACAGCCAGGUAUAACAUAAACUUUCUGUUCAAAAAUGAGAAGAAAAAUAGAUUGCUAUUGAAAACUGCUGCAUCAGGAAAAAUGCAUGAAAAUAGCAUAAAACUGGACUCUUGCUGUGUCUGAAGUGCGUGUGCCAGCUGUGCGAGCACACCAACUUCACCUGCCAGACCGAGGGCGCCUGCUGGGCUUCUGUCAUGCUGACCAACGGGCGGGAGGAGGUGAUCAAGUCCUGCGUCUCCCUCCCGGAGCUGAACGCGCAGGUCUUCUGCCACAGCUCCAAGAACAUCACAAAGACCGAGUGCUGCUACACUGACUUCUGCAACAACAUCACUCUCCGCCUGCCCAUCGCGUCGGAGUCAUCCAGCAAAGCCAGUGCAGGACCCGUGGUGCUGGCGGUGACGGUGGCGGUGCCGGUCUGCAUCCUGUCCCUUGCGGCGGUGCUGGCGGCAUGCACCUGCCAGGCCCGGCGCUGUGCCCGCCGCAGGGCGAAGCAACCCAACGUGGAGGAGCCCCUCUCCGAGUGCAACCUGGUGAACUCCGGGAAGACGCUGAAGGAUCUCAUCUACGACAUGACGACCUCCGGCUCUGGCUCUGGUUUACCUCUGCUUGUGCAAAGAACAAUCGCGAGGACUAUUGUCCUGCAGGAAAUUGUAGGAAAAGGCCGAUUUGGCGAAGUCUGGCGGGGAAAAUGGUGCGGGGAAGAUGUAGCUGUGAAAAUCUUCUCCUCCAGAGACGAGCGGUCCUGGUUUCGGGAGGCAGAAAUUUAUCAGACCGUCAUGCUGAGACACGAAAACAUCCUGGGCUUUAUUGCUGCCGACAACAAGGAUAACGGGACGUGGACGCAGCUGUGGCUCGUCUCAGAGUACCACGAGCAAGGCUCGCUGUUCGACUACCUGAACAGAGGCACGGUGACGGUGGAGGGCAUGGUGAAGCUGGCACUAUCGGUGGCCAGCGGCCUGGCACACCUCCACAUGGAGAUCGUCGGCACGCAAGGCAAGCCAGCGAUCGCGCACCGAGAUCUGAAAUCUAAAAACAUCCUAGUGAAGAGGAACGAAAGCUGCGCCAUCGCGGACCUGGGCCUGGCGGUGAAGCACGACUCGGUGCUGAACACCAUCGACAUUCCCCAGAACCCCAGGGUGGGGACCAGGAGGUACAUGGCUCCUGAGAUACUUGAUGAUGUGAUGAACAUGAACAUCUUCGAGUCCUUCAAGCGUGCAGACAUGUACUCUCUUGGGCUGGUGUACUGGGAGAUCGCCCGAAGGUGCUCCGUUGGAGGGAUCACUGAGGAAUACCAGUUGCCUUACUAUGACGUUGUGCCUUCUGAUCCUUCGAUAGAAGAUAUGAGAAGGGUAGUUUGCGAGCAGAAGCUCAGACCAAAUAUUCCAAACCAGUGGCAAAGCUGUGAGGCGCUGCGAGUAAUGGGCAGGAUAAUGCGCGAGUGCUGGUACGCCAACGGUGCCGCGCGGCUGACCGCGCUGCGCGUGAAGAAGACGAUUUCACAGCUCUGUGUGCAGGAGGACUCCAAAGCCUGACGGAGAUCCCUGGGGAAUGGAUUCUUCUGCUCAUCUUUUGACAUGUGAUAUUAUUUUUAUUUUUGGUCUACCUCAGAUCACGUGGUUCAGUAUUUCGGUGCCCAACCCAGAGCACCGGCAUCCAGCUUCAUGUCUGGCCGCUGGAAGGGGCGGCUCCUGCCCCGGCGUUCGUGUUUCCUGCAGCAAGUCAAUGACUCGCUUUGGUUUUCUAAAGUAAACUAGACCCUAGGCUAAUCGCAGAACGGAGCUUCAAACGCCACGGCAGUGUAAAAAUACCUUUCGCUGUUGCGCUUGUUAUCCCAGUCAAACCCCAAGCGUGUUGGAAAUAGCUGGUAUUGGUUAAAGCCUGUUUGCGAGAGAAACCACAUGUUGUAUCCUCAAACGAAGUAAAAGACCAAACUUAAUCCAGCUUUUUACAUAUUUUUACGCAGGAAUCUGAAAAGGGACUGUCGGUAAAAUGCAUUUUUAAAUACUAUAUUUAUCAUUACCUAAGCAAAAUGCCACUAAGCAGGUAUAUUGUGAACAAAAACAUCUAGUCAGUUUUUAUUAACUUUUAUUUUUAUUGUCUUGAUUUCAUAUACAAUAUUAUAGUUAGGAUUUGGUGUUAUGUUACUCUGUUUAUUUUUUCAUUGAAUAUAUCGUUCAAGGGACAAUUUUUCUUUUUAACAGUUAGUAGGAAAAAUAAUAGAGGCAAUACUUUUCCGAUAGAUAUAUAGGGAUGGAAUGGGAGAAAUUCCACCUAAACUGAGAAAGUAUAUAUUUUUAAACAACAUCUUGCCAAUCUGUCACUGGUAACAUUUUUUUUUUUUAGUGCCUUUUGAUGUUUGAAGGGGAAGCUUUAACAAAAGUAAUUCUUGGAAAACAGUCGAAACCUGGCAGAAAGGUUUGUUUCUCGUCGCAGUGUGGCACCGCGCAGCCCUCCUCGCUGUGCCGGAGGAUUUGGGGAUGCCCACGUGACCGGGAGCCCCCGCUGCGGCAUUCAGGAGCGGGGAGCUGGCGCGGAGGCUGUGUGCUGGAGCAGUGCCCGUGACUUCAGGAGGGUACCGUGCUUUCUGCCACCCUGGCUUUUGGCACUUAAAAUUCAAGUUUCACAUGUCCCCGUGCUCAGGACUGGAUCACUGUUUGCUGUCGUCUGUGGCGGCCUAGGGACCCGUUAAAAUGUAAAUUUAAAGUGCUGAUGUCCUUGCACGAAGCCAAUGCAGCCUGUUCAGAGGUUUCGUAUGGAUUUCUGUAACAGCACCAGGUUGGUGAAAAGUGUUAACAUCUCUAAUCAUAUUUCCACAGUACUGCAUGCUGUAAAAAGCAGGGUGGUUUUUCAAAAUUCACUGACGUUCUGGCAUUUUGAGAAUUCUGUCCCACUCUGUGGUCCACACGUUUGAAUAUAGUAGUCUAAUAUUUUUAAUAGCCAAAAUUAUACCUUUCAUAAUAAUACGGUUCUUUAAAUGUUUCUAAAUCCAGGCGGACCAUGGAAAUAAAGCCCAGAAAUGUCUCCAGAGUAGCAAAGCUUUGCAAAAAUUCGAUGUAGCACACGCAGCUCUGUGGAAGUAAGCUGUUAGCUAAUUACGGUAUUUAAAAUCCAUCUUUGACGUGAAACCUCUUGAACUGGGGCUCUUGCAUGGAAGAGUGGGUUAAACUUGUACUGAGUGGGAUGGUCAGUAGUAUCAAUGCUCCAUGUUUCAGCCUGACACGCGCACUCCAGGACAUUAUGGGCUCUUUAUGGAUGCUAAUUGCGCCGUAAAUAGGCUGCAAUGCAAUUUACCUGUUUGCAUAACUUUUAGUCACUCCUGCUGUGGUAAAUAAUGAAAUCUUUGCAUGGUCUGUUAGCUGAAUGGUGAAGAAUAUUUCUACUAGGUUGCUAGUAGAUUUUUCUCCAGUGUGCUUUCUGACAUAUAAUCAAAGUCAUCUUACAGAUUUAAUUCUUAUGUGCUUCGACUGCAUAAACUACACCAGGGAGCUCAACAGCUGCGUACGUUCUAAGCUGUUUGAGAGGUAAUCGUUACAACUGUGUGAUCCAAAGUGCGAUGCUGACUUGAGCAUCAAAAGAUUUGCGAACAUAAGAUCCAGCAUUUGUUCUUGUAGAACGUAACUUGAAAAAAACCCUUAUGUUAAAAAGGACCGACCAAGAUUUAUUUUUUUUAGGUGGGAAAAGGAAACGUUUUAUCCAUUGCAGUCCGCUCUUGCUGUAUUUGCAGGAUAAGGUCUCUGCAACCAAUGGUAGCGGAGUAAAAGUAGUUUUAAAUAGUAUGCUGAUUUAGGGCUGUUUCCUCAAAAGUAUUUCAGCUGUGCAGGUGAGAUGAACUUUUCAGAAUCGCUUUAGCACUUGGGAAGGUGCCCAAAAGGAAACGGUCCGUCUUUCCAGAGCUCCCGGCGCUUACAGACCCAGGUAGCUCUUGUACGGAGAAAAAAAAAAAAAAAAUCAAAUGUCUGUGAACAACCAUAGUGUGUUAAAAUACGUACUAAAGCCAGAGCUUUAGAACAAUUAGCAACGAGGAGAGCAUUUCAAAGAGUGAAGCCUACCGAAGUGACAGAGCUGUCUUGCAGGGUGACCUGCCGGCGUGGGGUACCCGUGAGCAGCUCUGGAAACGGCUCUGCAUGUGCGCAAAUCACAGCACUGCCCACCCGUGCCGCAGUCCCAAAUCACAAAACAGAAAUAGCUGUUUAAAAGAACACUGAAAUAACCGAAGGAAAUAAUUUUAGAACAAGAAAGGGGCAUUUCAUCCCAGGUGCACCCGCCCUACGCUGACAGCAGAUGUGGUCUCCGCUGCUGUUAGCAGGAUGGCUCGUGGUUGAGCAGGUUCAGGAUUGCUCAGGGGGCAGCGGAGGGAAGAACGGUGUUUGCUGAGCGGUGUGAAGGCACCAUCUCGAUAGCAAAGUGCGUGAUGUUUGCAGCGGUCUUGAUGCAUUAAGGCUCAUUAGUGAAAACUCGAUCAGUUGUUGUACAAAAUGCAAGAUGUCCAAGGGACACCGUUAGUUUCUCUUUGGCCACUUUUGAAACACAUUCUUUUUUUUGCCUAAAACGGAGGCUUUCUUCACAGGGAGAGUGAUCAGGAUGCUCUCUAGGAAUUUUUCUUCCAUUUUAAAUUCAGUCCUAUGCACUUUUUAUCUAUAGUAUCGUUUGAAAGUAUCUAUGCCCUUGAAUUCUAUCUGAUGACUCUUCCUGUGGGUUGGAUUGCCCAGUGGAGGAAUUUGGUGUCUGUGCAGAAGCUCCUCUGGGUCAGGAACCAUGCCAGACUGAAGUCGUGCUCUGAAAUUAAAAAAAUGUGCUUUUUGGCAUAAGGCACUUUGGUGGCCUGUUCUUGGGGCAGAGCUGGGAGACGUUUAGAGGAGGUUUACGGGGUUACACGGUAGUGAACCCACGGCCAGGGACGGUGCUGCCUGCUCCUGGCUGCAGAUGCAGCGUGGGUACCGCUGCGCUGCUGGUGGCUGCUCGCGCGUUCCGUGACGCUCUCCCUGCACCGGGGACCGGUCUGAGCGCCUCGUGGCUGCUGAAAUGAAUGCGGUCCCUGCCUUCGCGAGGCCCGUGUGGCUGUUAGAGCCACAGCACGCCUGGUUUCUGUCUACACCGUGGUGUCCUGACGUGGGGCAGGAUGUGCAGGGGGAGCUCACCAGCACAAGCCUGCGUGCCUUUGCGGCUCCUCCGCGGUCUGGCCUGGGGUACGGCCUGCUCCCCUCGCUUUUCUUAGUUUAAUCUUGCUCGGACACCAGCGUGACCACCAUCAGGAACUACUUCUUAGUUGUAAAUGCCACUUGGUUACUGGCUUUUUCCUGUCUGUUUGGUCAGUCUUAGCUGGUGGUGGAUUUUUAGGCUAUGGGUUUUCAGUUUCCCUCCUGGAGUCUCUGAUAAUCACUGAUCAACCCUGGAAUUUGAAAAAGACCCUUUUGGUGCCGGGCUGGGGAGGUGUGCGGGGUGGGGGGAUGCUCUGUGUGGCCGGAGGCUGGUCUGACCCGGCUGCACCCCUCGGGCCACAGCUCCAGCCCCGGGAAUACGACACAUCUUUCCUCUGCGUACCUCAUGGCAUGAGACGUUACGGUCUGUUUGCCCGAACUUUUCAUUUAGCUCAAUAUUUUUGCACUGGUUUUCUUUUGUCUUUUGUUGUUGAGAGGUAAAUGUACGUUUUAGGAAACUAGAUUUAAAGUUAACUGAGCCAAGGGGCUGAAAUUGUUGUACUGGGCUCUCAGGCGUUUGUAAACCGUACGCUCCUUUAAAAACAAACAGACAAAACCCUCCCUUGUUUUAGUGACCUUUUCCCUCACUGUAGGUUUGUCCUGUUCCAGUUUAAGAAUGGAGGUUAUACUGAGACACCGCUUUGUGGUUUUAGGGAGGCUUAGGUCUCUUGAGAGGUUACUGAUGUUCCUGCUCAUCUUCUCUUAAAGCACAAGUUCUUCAGCUUGUAGAAAUUGUCAAGCUCAAGGAUGCUCAAGACCAGUCACCGUAUUUAGCCUUUCCUAAUUGAUGCUUCUAGUUUGGGGGAGUUAGUAGUUUUUUAAAGUCACCUAAAACUUAAUGCAUGGAAUAUGAACUGAAAGAGAAAAUUACUUAACAUUUUGUCUAGCACCUAAUUUUUCCUUGUUUCCUGAACUGCUCCCCCCCAAAAUAGCCCAUGAGAAAUUCAAACCGUAAUCUCUUUUGCACUUUGCUAUUUUUGUCGUAAUUUGCACUUAACCAAGAUCAUUCCCUCAUGGGAUCCUAUAAUGAAUCCUAUAAUAUUUUAGUCAUUGUUGUGUCACUUUUUGGGGGGGAAUGCAUUUGGGAAUUAUAAAUAAAUUUCUUUAGAAACAUGUCUAGUCCCUACAUGUGGUGGGUUGCCCUGCCUGGGGGCCAGGUGCCCCCCAGAGCCACUCUGUCACUCCCCUCCUUAACUAGACAGGGGAGAAAAGGUGUAACGGAAGGCUGGUGGGUCGAGAUAAGGACAGGGAGAGAUCACUCACUAAUUAUCCUCAUGGGCAAAACAGCGUAGAGGAAUGAGAAAUGAAAUCAACUCUUAAAACACCUCUCCCCACCCCUCCCAUCUUCCCGGGCUCAACUUCACUCCCGGCUUCAACCUUCCCCCCCCACAGGGGGACGGGGAGUGGGGGUUACGGUCAGUUCAUCUCACGGUGUUUCUGCCGCCUCUUCAUCCUCAGGGGGAGGACUCCUCUCAUCGUUCCCCUGCUCCAGCAUGGAGUCCCUCUCACGGGAGACGGUCCUUCAUGAACUGCUCCAACGUGAGUCUCUCCCACGGGGUGCAGACCUUCAGGAGCAAACUGCUCCAGCGUGGGGUCCCCCCCACGGGGUCACAAGUCCUGCCAGCAAACCUGCCCUGGCGUGGGCUCCCCUCUUCACGGGUCCACCGGUCCGGCCAGGAACUUGCUCCAGCGUGGGCUUCCCACGGGCCGCAGCCUCCUUCAGGUGCCUCCACCUGCUCCGGCGUGGGGUCCUCCACGGGCUUCAGGUGGAAUCUCUACACCCCCUCAUCCUUCCUCCAUGGGCUGCAGGGGGACAGCCUGCUUCACCAUGGCCUUCACCACGGGCUGCAGGGGGAUCUCUGCUCCGGUGCCUGGAGCUCCUCCUCCCCCUCCUUCUGCACUGGCCUUGGUGUCUGCAGAGUUUCUUACAUCUUCUCACUCCUCUCUCCGGCUGCAAAAGCUCUCUCUCUCUAAGUGUUUUUCUUCUUCUUAACUAUGUUAUCACAGAGGCGCUGAUGGGCUUGGCCUUGGCCAGCGGUGGGUCCAUCUUGGAGCCGGCUGGCAUUGGCUCUGUCAGACACAGGGGGAGCUUCUAGCAGCUUCUCACAGAAGCCACCCCUGUAGCCCCCCCGCUACCAAAACCCUGCCACGCAAACCCAAUACACUACACCAGGUCGUAACAUUGAACAGAGCGGGAUCUUCUCACAGUCCCUGUCUGCCCGGGUCUCCUGUGACCGCCGGUGGGCUCACGAUGUCCCCAGCACAUCCUUGCUAACGGGAAGGAAGUUUUUGUGUUUCUCAUUGCUGUUGAGAACGGUAUCUUACGAGCUGCCUCAGCGCGACGUGGGAAGGUUUGGCAGCGGGACUUCUGUCUGCGGCAGGUAGUGCUUCUGCAGGGCUCCCACCCGCGUGGUGGGAUUUGUCGUGAGGACGGGUGGGAAGACGCUCUGUCGCGUUGUUUGAGGUCUACAGAUACAGGUGCACGCGGGCUUUUGGUGCAGUGGUGCGUGUUGGUAAAGGUUAUGGCUCAAAAACUCCUACUGCGUUUUGGUAUCGGUGGUGUAAAGCUGUCCUUGGCCACCAGGCGCGGGUGCCACCAGCAGCAGCACCGGAGUUAGUGGUCUGCUGCCGAUGGGAGCACUGGUGCCUCGGCAGCACGCUGCCCGUCUGGGGUGCCAGGCGGGGCGGCAGGGAUCCCGCCUACGUGCUGUGGUACCCCAAUCCGUGUGCAGCUUUUAGGGAGAGGCAUCCGUGUUCUGUUUGAACGGGCAGCACAAUUCAUCAAUGUACGGGAAAAUAAGCAUUAAGAGGUACUAUAUAUUUCUACAGAAUAUAAGAAAUGUGCAAUAAAUUGUAACCAAAGGCUCUGAAUGUAUUUUUGGCAUAAAUAGACUGAAUGUAUUUUGAAUGUAGCUAUUACAUUUGUGUCUGAAUCUGCUGUGGUUUUCAGUCCCCAAAGAGAAACGUGUAGUGCUUUGUCAAUCUACAAACCAGUUUCUGACUUGUCUGUUUUUUGAAGAAGCAUUAAUAUUUUACCUGGAAGUACUGUAAUGUUUUAGAACUUAGAGUAGCAGUACAAUGCUAAAGUUCAACCUUCGUGUUGUGAAAUACCUAAUCUAGCGUACACUGCAGCAAGUUAUUUUUAAAACUACUGCUAAAGUUAUUGCUUGAUAUUGCAGCUGCCCUGGAUGUAAAUAAUUUGUUUAAAUGUUGUAUUUUGUAUGCAUAUUUUACAUAUCGGUAUACUUUCGGAAAGACGUGGCGAUUUUAAUAAAUUAAGCACACUCUG
Messenger RNA from Grus americana (Whooping crane), 10466 nucleotides. RefSeq names its product activin A receptor type 1C (gene ACVR1C). Gene Ontology annotation, cellular component: activin receptor complex; plasma membrane. Bases 2174 to 3511 code for a protein of 445 amino acids. The transcript has 10 exons. The record is from RefSeq and is a predicted model, not a curated record. Gene Ontology annotation, molecular function: ATP binding; activin receptor activity, type I. Gene Ontology annotation, biological process: activin receptor signaling pathway; protein phosphorylation; cellular response to growth factor stimulus. NCBI's taxonomy places the organism in Eukaryota, Metazoa, Chordata, Aves, Gruiformes, Gruidae.